Molecule: messenger RNA, 9593 nt
Organism: Formica exsecta
Lineage: Eukaryota; Metazoa; Arthropoda; Insecta; Hymenoptera; Formicidae
Product: protein Gawky-like
Exons: 4
Coding region: 97-744 (215 amino acids)
Biological process (GO): positive regulation of nuclear-transcribed mRNA poly(A) tail shortening; miRNA-mediated gene silencing by inhibition of translation
Cellular component (GO): nucleoplasm; P-body
Molecular function (GO): RNA binding
Source: RefSeq, a predicted model, not a curated record
ACCACACCUAGUGCAUUUACUAGCACUUCCAAGAAUACAUGGGGAGAGUCUGCUCCUCCGCCAACUGCUGUGACUUCGGAACUAUGGGGUGCACCAAUGAGCAAAGCGCGCGGUCCACCUCCUGGCUUGGGUAGUAAAGGGGCUACGAACGCAAGCAACGGCUGGGGAGCCGGCUUAGGAAGUGUCAGUAGAUCGUCCAGUUCGUGGGGUCUUCAAUCGUCGUCGGUUAGCAAUUCGAGUUGGAUGUCUACUUGGCUUCUACUGAAGAAUCUUACUCCACAAAUUGACGGUUCCACCUUGAAAACAUUAUGUAUGCAACAUGGACCGGUUCAAGAUUUCCGUCUUUACCAGAAUCAUGGAAUUGCUUUGACGAAAUAUUCUUCUCGCGACGAGGCAAUAAAGGCACAAGGAGCCCUAAACAAUUGCGUCCUGGGUAACACAACGAUAUUUGCCGAGUCGCCCGCAGAGAGCGAGGUGCACACGAUUCUGCAGCAACUCGGCCACGGCGGACAACAACAGGCCGGUGGUUCCGGCGGAGCCGGUUGGGGCCUUAGACCAACUAACAAAGCUGGCCCGCCGCCCGACACAUGGGGAGGCAGUUCUAGUCAGCUCUGGGGCGCCCCGCCCACCAGCAAUUCCCUGUGGAGCAAUGCCGGGAUAGACAACAGUGACCAGCAACGAGCAACUCCCAGUUCUCUCAACUCGUAUUUACCCGGAGAUCUUCUGGGAGGUGAGUCGAUGUAGAGAACGAGAGUCUAUCCGCCCGAAAUCUUGUCAAAUAAGUGAACAAAUUCACUUGCUUAUGACGCAAGUCCAAAGAUGCAGCUCGGCUGACGCAAAUUUCGUGAUUGAAUGCGUAUUACUUCCCCUUCCGAUCCCCCUUAUUUCUCUUAGAUCACAUUUUGUAUAUUCAAGUAUUAUCACGUUAUCGAUCGGUGUUUUUGGUUAGAGUGGAUACAAGAUAUAUCUGCUUAUGUAUACUCUGUCGAUGAUAAGAAAGAGCGAAUGUAUGAGAGGAAGAGGGAAAGGAAGGGAGAAUUGUGAGAGAGUGAUAGAAAGAGAGAAAGAGAGAGGGGGAGGGAGUGUAUGUAUGUGCGCCCGUGCGUGCGUGCGCGUGCGCGUGCGCGCGUGUGUGUGCGUGUGUGUGCGUGUGCGCAAAAGAGAACGAAAGGAAAUGAGACGGACGAGGUCUUCACGAAACGUCAAUUAUAUUGCUAGGAAAUGCAAUUACUAUAACGAGUUACUUAACAAAGAAAUUACUACCCUCGUAUCCGCCUUGAGUAGAAAACACGCGUAAGCGAAAUAAUCACAGUGGUAUACAACCAAAUUGUGCGAUAGAUAUCUAAUUUUACAUGACAAAUCACACUCACACACAUAUACAUUCAUCAAAAACACUUAAUAAAAACGAAGGUACUUGUAAGUACGAAUGCGGUCGCGUCAUUACUCCAAGGAGAUAGGAAUAUCACCAAAAGAUUUACGGAUUACAGAAGAUCAAGUUAGGUCAAGUUAUACCAAUCGCAACGGUCUUUUCAUCAAUCUCUUGGUGCGUGUACUGCGUGCGAUCUGCCACGAUAUGUAACGACAAAAUGGCGUUCUCAUCGUUCUAAGCCAAUCUAAUAAGCAUGUAUCAAGAUAAAACGUAGACAAGAGAGGAGAAGAGAAAGAAAAAAAAACUAUCUGCGCUCUUUGUGCUGUUUUACUGGGAAGGAAGGGCGCUUUUCUCAAUGAAGAUUUAUCGUCGAGGGUCUCUGAUCAGGUCAAAGAGUGUUCCAUUUUUUGCUGGACAGUUCCGAAGACUGCAGCGAGUAUCAAAUGUAGACUGUAUCAAUCUAAUCAAAAGAAAAAAAAACCUUAAAAAACAAGCAUUGACGUCGCUGCCUGGUGUUCUAUCCCGACUUCCAAUCCCCACUGCGCUCCGGACCCCCCACGAAUGUGGAAGAAACGAGAGGAAUGCAGGGAUAUUAGAUCAACUGGGCAACGACGCAACGAUACCAAAUGUUAUCGCAAUAACGUAAAUUUUAUUCUAUAUUAAAUCUAGAUGCCACCUGUCGUGCCAAUGUCCAGUGUGUCUCUUUACCAUUUAUUAACGUAGAGUUUAAAUGAAAAAAAAAGAAGAUAAACAGGAGAUAAGGAGAAAUGGAAAAAAAACGAGAUGAAGCGAUUAGAGCACGAAGCGUUGAGAAAGACCGAGGAAAGUGCUGAUACAAACGGCUAAUAAAGCGGCUGAAAAUAUGCAGUAUACAUGAAAAAUAAACAUGAAGACAAGUAAUGGACACUACAUACCGAUUAUUGCGUAUGUAGUAUAUUACGCUUCUCUUGUUAAUGAUGAUACUUCGAACUCACAGUAAUCACAAUGGUCCGCGUAAGAUCGCAAUGUGAGUAAAUGGCGAUGUUACGAAUGGAUGGCAUUUAUUACGGGCGCAUAUACUGUCGAGCGGAGAGCUCACAGUCUCUAGGAUGAAUUUAAAUUAGUUUUUCUCUUCAACGUCAAAGGUACCUGAAUGGACUGAUAACCAAACGACGAACAAGCGAACUGUUAUUUACUCAUGCACAACAGUUUCUUUCUUUUUUUUUGUCUUUCCGUUUCUCCGCGUGUCGGCGCGGAAUUUUGGAAACGUUUCGCGAUCAAUCAGUGGGCAUAAAACCGCGAAAGAUGUGAAAGAGACGGCUUUUUUUCCUUCGUCAAUUGAGACAUAGAAAGAGAACAAGAUAUAUAUAAUAUAUAUAAAUAGAAGGAAGGAAAGAAACACAAUCACAAGACGCGAGCCGCGCGCGAUAAAAGUGUGAACAAUUACAUAUACACACAUGCUGAUUACACACGUUUGCCACGCAUGACUGAACCUGCAUGCUUGCAAAUGUCAACACGCCAAGCUAAGGAAACGUACACAGUAGCAUUGGUCGACAAUGAUUAUCGCCGCUUCCAUGCGAUCGGUCGAUCCUCGCGGAUGCCGGACCGUUAUACUUUGGCAUACCAGUAAAUCAAAAAAAAAAACAUUGGAAAUUUUUAUAUCUUGCCUUCCGAGAGAGAGAAAGAGAGAGAGAGAGAGAGAGAGAGGGAGAGAGAAAGAGAGGGAGAGAGAAAGAGAGGGAGAGAUUGCGAGAGAAUGAUUGCUUUGUAGGAGACACAUCAUCAAAAAGAGCCACGUUUCUCACGUGCUAUAUGACGAAAAUACCGGUGCAUCGGUUCGCGAUGUAUCCGCGAUGUGAAUCCGCGCGGUUCCGCCGAUCAUGUCGCCUCGACUCUGUCGGCCAGUGUUGUUACGUAAUGCUUAAUUUUAAUAUUUUCGUAAGAAUGCAUAAUUUAAGAAGUAUUCAUAAUUACUGUCUAACGUAGAUAGAAUUCAAGAGGAAGCGGAAAAGAACACGACGGUACGAUUAUGACGACUAUAUGAGCUCCUCAGUUGCAAAGCGAAAGAAAAAAAAAGAAAAGAAAAGAAAAAAAAAUGAUGAAGUAGUGAAAGCGCUGAUUAUACAUAAUUGUAUCGUACUCCUAAAGAAAGGACUGCCGCGCAAAUCGAGGAAAUAAAUUCCUUAACGUUUUAAAAUGACAAGAUAAACACAGAAAAAAAUAAAAACGAUAAUAUUUAAGAUGGUAAUAUUUAAAAAUAUGUAAUGAAAGUAACAUAUAUAUAUGCGAUUGCUUAAAUUUACUAAUAGAUUGCAUCUAUUACAUUUAUCUAUCGACUGUGUCUAAUUGAUCUUAUUUAGUAUGCCUCUUAGCGUAUUUAAGUUGCCUAAAAUAAAGUUUUAAUUAAAGUUACGUAUUUCUAAUUCAAAAUGAAUUUUUUGUUGUCUUUCAGAUCAGAAUUAUACGACAAAUCUCUAAGCGAAGAAUUUAUAUAGACAGAAUUUAAAAAAAAAAAAAAAAAAAAUGUUUGGAUUGUGAGUUGCAUUUCUUGAAUUGCGCGACAGCCUGUUUUAAGGAGUACGAUAUAUAUAUAUGCAUAAAUAUAUCUCAUACAUUAUUAUAUUGUACACAUACACAAACAGCAUACCUGUACAUACAUAUAUGUAUGUAAUAUGUAUAUGUAUGGUAUCCUGACAUUUUACUUAACAAAGUGUAGCAAAGUGUAAAAGAGAGAGUGAGAGUACGACAAAGAACUGUGCUAAGAUAUAAGGACAAUUAUAAUAUAAACUUACAUAUAUGAUGCACUCUUACGAUAACUAUAAACUAUGAAUUUAUAUAUACAUAUAUGUACAUAUAUAUAUAUAUAUAUAUAUAUAUAUAUAUAUAUAUAUAUAUAUAUAUAUAUAUAUAUGAAUGUGAAUUAUCAUACUAAUAACGAGACAACAAUAUAAUAAUUCGUUGGUGGUAAUCUCUGACGAAGUUUGCUAAGUAAUAUGCUAGAACUAAAAAUUUGAUUAAUAAUUACUUUAAAAGAUAGGUUAAAGGAUAGGUUAAAAGAUAAGCUAUUUAAAAGGGUUGACAAAACUACAAUGGCGUUCUAACGUUUCUGAAAUGUAGAUUUUAAGAUAAUAGAAUAUAAGUGUCUGAAGACUUAAAUGUAUUCAUGAGCGUUAAGGCAGAGAGACUGUGAGAAAGAAAGGUAGAGACAGGGAAGGAUGAGAGGAGAAUAAAUGAGGCAGAAUGUACACGUGAGAGAUAAUAUCAAUGAGGAAACAGGGGGAGAAAGACGGGAAAGGAGGACACAAAAUAAGAGAAAACAAGGGAGUGAAGGAAUGAACGAAUAUAGUAUGAAUGUGAUAGAGUAUAAUUGCUCGCUUUCGCAAAAUGGAGCGAGGUAUGAAAGUGGAAUGCGCGAGGAAUUCGCGUUUGCAUUUCUCAGCACGGUCCAUGUAGACAUGUCUGUUGAUUACAAUGGUUUACUUGUUUGCCUCGGCUUUAAGUGCAAGAUAGAUUGAUGCAGCGCUAAUUUAGCAGCGGAGGGCGACGAGAAGCAAAGAGAUAUCGAAUAAUAUUUACUGCGAACGAAAAUUAUUGCUUUUGAGAAUCAAAGGGGAACUUUUCUCCGAGUUAGCCAAGAUAAGAUCAGAAAAAAACAUUAGAAUUUGUUGUGAUAACAGUGAUUGAUAUAUAGAUGGUAUUUAGGUAUUUAGGGUCUUUACGUUACAUACAUACACAUAUACAUACGCACACCAUAUGGUGUGAAUAAUCCAAUGCAUAGAAUACAUUUGAUUUCAAUAUUAAUACCAUUGCUUAAUGAAUACAUUUUAAUUACGCGUAUAUAAUAGGUAAUAGGUAAAUAAUAAUAAUAAUAGUAAUAAUAAUAAUAAUAAUAAUAAUAACUAUAAUAACGGUUAGUAAAAGAUCAGGUGGAGAUUAGGAUAACUCAAGAAUAAGUGGAAUUUAAAUGAAAUAUACUAUCGACUCUUUUAUAUAUGUAGAAAUAUAUAAAAGCUCUCGAAAAAGGCUUAAAAUGUGUAUUUAUAAAUGUGCGUACGUAAAACUUGUGCGUAUAUACGGCAUAUACAGUUAACUAAAAUACGAUUGAUCGAUCAUCGCGAUAGUUGUAAAACGAAGCACGCGGUAAUUACGCGGCAUUGCGUGCAAAGAGUAAUGCACAUUCUUACACAAUCAUAUUAUUCAUACAUGCAUGUACAGUGCGCGCGUACACUUUUAAUGCGAUAAUAAGAUAAUAAGGGAAUAAUAUGAGAGGGAGCUUUAAAAUUUUUAAACGAUAACAUUUUUAACAACCGACGUGCAGCCUAUCGCUUAAAUGUAAUCUAGUGCAAGUUAACUUUAGUCCUUCCGACUCGUUGCCUUUCAUUAUUCGAUACAUUUCACAUGAUAACUAUACAUAUAUGUGCACAGUCAUAUAUACACAUACACAAUCGCGAGAUGAUAAAUAAAUAAAUUUGAUGAAAAUGGACUGAUUAGCGGAUGUAAGAUAAUAACUAAAUUCAUUGACACGUAUACACGCAUGUAUACACGCACACAUCUUAUACGUCUGAUACAAAACAAUUGUUUUAAAAUAGAAAAGUAACAAAAAAUAAAAAACGCAGAAAAGGGAAAAAAAUAGGUUUACGGGGACGGAGAAAAAGCGCUCUUAAAUUAUUUUGAUUCUUAUAGCGUGAGACUUGCACACGAUUUUAUUUGUAUAAUUUGUUUUUUUGAUUUGUACAUAUAUAGAAUGUAGAAGAAUUUUGAAGACCCUUAAAUAUUUCAAAAAGUAAGCAUAAUCACAGAUGAAAUUUUGACAUUAUUAAUAAUAUAAUCAAUUAAUAAUAUAAUCAAUUUAUAAUUUAUCGAUUUAUUUAAUCGUCGGAGUUAAAAAAUAAAAUGAAAUAAUUGAUAACUUGAAAAAUCAAUUUUUACAAACGUGUUCUCUCUCUAUUGAUUUUAUACAAUUAUUUUAUUUCAUUGAUAUUAUAUAAAACAGAAUAUUUAUGCAGUCAAUAUUUAGGCUAAGUUUUAAGUUUAAUAGAUAUUUUAUAUACGUAUAGAGAUGCUUAAAGAAAGAGGGCUUAUCUUCUUCAGAAAGGAUUACAUACGUUUAUGGUAAUACACAGGGUCGGACAGGCCGUCUCAUAUAGGAUGUGUCUCUGUACCUGCCAAAUGUUCUAGAGGAGUAAGACUUUAAAAUUACAGCAGUACUAAUUACGAAAAUCUUCAACACGUUAUAAAUUAAAUUGUACUUUGAUUUCAUGAAUAAGUGCACAUAAAAACUGUAAUAACCAAUCUUUAGAUUUUUUUUUGUAACUUAACAAGAAUGAUAAAGUAAAUAAUAAGUAGAAUAUUGGAAUAGUUCACAUAGGAUAUUUGAUCUUGGCCGGAAACACUUCACUAUAUAGCGAUAAUGAUGGUGGAAUGGUAGUGCUUUUUAAUUAAUAUAUUGCUCACUGCAUUAAUAUUUCUGAUAUAAGAUUGAUAUAAGAUGAAUCUGAAAGAUAAAUGUGUUAAAAAUUAAAACACCAUUACUCGAUGCGUAUCGUACGGAGAUAUUCUUGACGGAAGUAAAACUUAUACUUUCGAAGAUUGCACCCCAUUUCAAAAAAAANNNNAAAAAAAAAAAAAAAAAAAAAAAAAAAACUCAAAUGUUUAUCCUCUUGAUAUAAAUAUAUAAAAUAUUAUCUCAAUAAUUUCAAUUGUUUCGAACAUAAAAAAUUUGCACUUAUAUGAAUUAACUUGUUCCAUAUCAAUUCACAAUACAAUAGUACAAAUAAUCUUAUACGAUAGUAUUUUACUCCCUCAUUACAUAUUACACGCGAGUAUGCAUGCGUGUAUAAUGUGUGUGUGUGUGUGUGUGUGUGUGGUAUGUAUAUGUGCAAUAAUUUACCAAGAGAUGCUUAUGUAAAACACUGCAAACGAAUAGCACUGCCGUUACACCGUCAUUGCGCCUCACUGAUAUGUAUAUAAUUUUAUGCAAAUGAUAUUUCUUGUUUGUGUGUGCCUUCUUUUUUUGAGCGUUAUGUAAGAUUGAUCAUUGUAUGCUUUGACUUUUUCCUUCCUUUUUCUUUUCUUUUUUUUUUUUUUUUUUUUUUUUUUUUAAUAGCAUUUGACUCGCAAGAGUGAACAUUAUCGCUUUAUCUCGUGUGAUUUUUUUAAGUGGAUUACUGCUGCGAGGGGACUGCAAUAUCAUAACGAAACCUUUAUAUUAGACGAGUCAGUAUUUCUUUCCGCGACGGCAAUCUCGUCGUUAGGGUGAUUCGCCUAUUCUUGAUAGAGCCGCGUCUGACAGUCGCGAUUCUCUACAGCCGUGAUCCUGAAGUACAGCAUAAAAAAAAAAAAUCUAUUUACAAUCUUACGUUCUAUAAGUAUAUCAUCCGUAUUAUACCACUUAGCUUAUGUAGUAUUAUAGCGCAAUAGGAACUCUGUAGCUCUCGUACAAUAUUAGUCAUCGUACGAUAGUACUGGAAUAUCGUUAACUUAUAUAAGGCAGAUCUAUAUAUCAUUUCUCCUAAGCCAUAAUUGCGAUUCAGGCUGAUGAUAGUCUUAGUCAAUCGCGACCGACUAUCUCCUGCGUGCAUCAAAAACUACGUUGACAUUUCUUACAUAGCAAGUCGUUUGAAAUCACAAUCUUUGAAGCAAAAUGAAAAUCUUGGAAAUGAAAUUAUCUAAUUAGACCGCGUUUAUAAAAUACGUCAAAUUAUAGCGAAAUUCUCGCAAAUUAUUGCGAGUCCACUCUUUCUCUCUCUUUCUCUCUUUUCUCUUGCUUUCUCUCUCUAUCUGAUAUCACUUGAAAUCUUAACUCGCUUAAAUCUUACUCGGAUCUCUACACGCAUAGUCAAACUGCAAUUUCGAGCCGACUUAACGAUGUUCAGAAAUAUGCUUUGCAAUCAUUGUGAUGAAAACAAGCCCGAUUUAUUUUUUCGAGAAGAUCGAGAGAUAGUACGAGGAGGAUGAGGGACGAAUCCGAUAAGAGAGAUCCACUCAUGCCCGAUGAUAUCAAUAAUGAAUAAUCAUACGCUGUUUAGGAAAGCAUCAUUGUGCUUGCAAUUAGUCCCAAAGCUCGAUUCCGGGUCGCAGGAAAUUAUCCUCAAGUUUAUCUGUUAAUUAUACAUACCGACGUGUGCUUCUACAUAAUUGCGUACUACGUCGCGUAAAUAUAGGACAAUAUCGGUUGUUACUUUAGCCAGUCUGCUCGAGUAUAUUGAAUAUAUUGUUGUUGCAUCGCAUUAGUUGUACCGCACAUUUUCUAUAAUAAUAGAAUCAUUUAUUUAAUAUUCAUAUAUAUAUGUACAAUCGAUGCAUUUUCUCUACUUGUAUAUCGGAAUCCGUCUUAUCUCAAUGAUGAAAAGAAAUGCUAUAAAAAAGAGAUAUCGAAACAUUGCCUUCUAAAGAGAAAUAUCAAACGGUUUCGCGCUCGUUAUGUUAAAUUGUAUCGAUAGUUAACUAAUUAAUUGGCUAGUUAAGUUCGCGUUAAUGUAAGUCAGCUAUUUUCUUGUAUGUUACUGUUCUAUCUGCAAUUAAUACACAUAAAAAAAAAGAAAAUUUAAUUAAUUGGAGAAAACUCGACAUUAUUAGAUAAAUUGUUUGACAAACAGUUAAUUUAGAAGAUAAACGAAUCAAUAUCUCGCGUUGGAAGUUUUGUUAAAUAUUAUUGUGACAAAUAAUUAAUGAAAAUGUUUUAAGCAAAGUACUUUUUUAAUCACAUAAAGUGCUUUACGUACUUUAUUAUUCAGGAUUAUCCAGUUUCUUGUUUUGCGGAUUGCUUCGAUUAUUAGGCAAUAGUAUUAGGCCUGAAAUAUAUACACGCACACACAAAUACAUACGAACCACGCAUGAUAUUAAUCUUGUAUCGACGAUCGAGCUCUAAAAAUUACUCGGGAUAUUAGAUCCAAAUUUACCUAUAAUUGUAUUGAUACAAUGUAAAAACAAAUCUCAGUCUUAUCAAAUCUAGUCUCAAUCUGCGUUUUAUACUAUUUCUGAUUAAAACAGAGCUCUUCUCCCUUAUUUUUAAGUAUUAUAUUGUCAAUUAUAUCAAUUCUUAUAUGUGACUCAAUACGUGAUGUUAUAAAUUUUGCGAUGUUAUUUUCUAUGCGAAUAAAAGACAUGUGGUGCUUAUUAGAAGAAAGAGAAAAACUAUUAUCCAAAAAAUCUACGUGAAAAAAAGAGACUAAAUAGGACAUUCGGACGUGUGUGCGAAGAAAAAAAAUUGCAUUAAUGGAUUGGCUCUUUUAAUUAACAUUUA